This is a messenger RNA of Truncatella angustata, 2742 nucleotides long. RefSeq names its product cap binding protein. The record is from RefSeq and is a predicted model, not a curated record. Gene Ontology annotation, cellular component: nuclear cap binding complex; nucleus. The coding region runs from base 159 to 2522 and encodes 787 amino acids. Gene Ontology annotation, biological process: nuclear-transcribed mRNA catabolic process, nonsense-mediated decay; mRNA export from nucleus. Lineage: Eukaryota; Fungi; Ascomycota; Sordariomycetes; Amphisphaeriales; Sporocadaceae. Gene Ontology annotation, molecular function: mRNA binding; RNA cap binding. The transcript has 2 exons.
UGACGUUACAGUAACCUACUUUAGUUCCAGCACAUCCUAGUCCGUGCUGUGCUGUGCUUAGUUGCGCGUCUCGUUGUAACAGCAGCUUCAACCUCACGCCUCACGCCUCACGUCUCACGCCUCCCGCCCAACACACAAUACAUUGGCGAAUCGCGGCAAUGGCAGAUUACGAUCGCAGACAAGGCGGCGGUGGUCAUAAUCGCAAGCGUCGCUUUAGAGAAGACGACGAUUUUGAUCGCCGACAGCCCCGUGGUGGACGCAGAUACGAUAACCCGCCGCCGGUUCAUUUCCGCAUCCGCAAACAGCUUUUGAGCUUGGCCGAGUCGCCUCUACGAAGAUGGCACGAGGAGGUACAGUCCAUUGCCAGCGCGGUGGCCGACAACUACGACAAGGAGGAAGUCAAGAGUAACUUCCUAGACCUGACGACACAGCUGGUGCUUGAGCAGCCGCUCAAGACGCCCUUCGUCGCAGCUGUCGUCCUAAUCGCCAACUCUCUGAGACCCGACGUCGCAGCCGAUGUUCUUGCCAAGAUCAUUCCCUUGAUUGAAGAGCAGAUCAACAUUGGUGAUUGGCGCAACGUCAAGCUCCACCUCAAACUCCUGGCCUGUCUACAGAGUUGUCUGGAGGGCGAUGGCUUGUUCCCUGUCUUGGAAGAGCUUUUGGACCGAGCCGUCGAACUCCAGACCAGCAGCUCUGAUGACACAAUCGGCACCGAACUCGUCAAGAUCAUUCUUUUGACCAUCCCGUACAUAAUGGCAUCCACCCCAGGACAGGGACAACAAAAAGCCGCCGAACUCAUGGACAAAACCGACGUCAUUGCCUCCGAGCCUCAUGCCCUGCAAGUUCUCAUCGAUCCCUACCAUCCCGAGAGCGGCGAAGAAAGCCCGGCCGCCAACGCAAGCCUGAUAGGGCUCUUGCAGAAGCAGUUGCAGAAUGAGGCCAACAACGGCUGGGAGCUGUCGUGUCUGCCUCGCCCAUGGAAGCUGCCUCUGGAAGAAGUAGAGCAGCAGGACAAACUGGACAGUGCUCAGAAGCAUGCUCUGCCAGCCAUUACCAUACCAGAGACUGUCAUUGCCGGUCCUAGGCCUCUGUUUCCCGAGAUCUACUUUUCUGUCUACAUGAAUCAGGAAAUUGAGUCGGUUCCAUCGCUCACGAAUAUCGCCGCAUCGCUCGUACGAGAUGCACUACUGGAUACCAUCAACAUUCUAGAUUUCAAUCGGAAUGUCACGGCACGAUACCUUAUCGACGUUGACUGUUACUUUGCCGACGGCACAUUCGUCAAGCGAGCAACUCCCUUCGACCGACUCCGGGAAAUCGAUGGUGACCGCUCAACUUGGAAGCCCGAAGACGUCGCCGUUGACGCAGUCUUCUCGCAGCUUUUCCAGCUACCGACACCCGAGCAUAAGCUGGUCUACUACCACUCGGUACUGACUGAGGCUUGCAAGAUUGCACCUGCAGCCAUCGCACCAAGUCUGGGCCGAGCAAUUCGUUAUUCGUAUCAGAAUCUUCAUAGGCUGGAUUUGGAGCUGGGCUACCGAUUCCUGGAUUGGUUCACACACCAUCUUAGCAACUUCGGCUUCAUGUGGAAGUGGGCUGAGUGGGCCGACGAUGUUGAUCUGCCAGACAUCCACCCUUGCAAGUCUUUCAUCGUAGGAGCCCUGGAUAAGGAGAUUCGCUUGAGUUUCGCACAACGAAUCAAGGGGACCCUCCCCGAGAAUUAUCAGGGUCUCAUUGGUCCUGAGAAAGAACAAGAUACCCCAGAGUUCAAAUUCAACGAUGAGCAUACACCUUUUUCUGCUGAAGGAAAGGAGUUGGCGACUUUGCUCAAGAAGAAGUCGCCGGAUGAAGAAAUCCAGCCCGUCGUCGAUCGCAUACACUCGGCUGCUCUCGAGCUGUCAAUUGAUCCUCUUGUCAGCAGCACCGAUGUCUUCGUAACUGCAGUCUGCUGGGUUGGUUCCAAGUCCCUGUCACAUGUUCUAGCUGCCAUCGAGAGAACAAAGGAUCGCCUGCUCGAUAUCGGCGCCGCCUCCGAGGCUGCCAGGCAGCAGAUCAUCACAUCCGUCAUGACUUAUUGGUCAGCACAUCCUGGCAUUGCCAUUACCAUUGUCGAGAAGCUGCUCAACUACACCAUUAUCACACCUGCCGCCGUGAUUGAGUGGGCUCUUGUUGGUGGCAAGGCAGGCUCCGGAGGCGACGCACUGACAAAGAGCUGGGUGUUCGAGCUGGUGUUCGAGACUGUAGUCAAGGUCACAGGCCGCGUGAGACAAGUUAGCACCGGGUCCGGCGGCAGCGAAGCCGAUGGUGAGGUCACAGCCAUGCGCGAGCUGUUCAAAGCCAUGGAGGAUGCUUUAGUCGGCUGGUCUGACGGCGCCAAGGACCAGAUGUUGGACCCUGCCGAAUCUAUGGAUGGCGCCGGUGGAAGGCGCGAGGAGAUCAUUCAGCGAUGGGGCGAGAGAUGGCUGCGUGUCUUCAGGCGCCGGUCUGCAAUUGAGGAGGCUCAUCUGCAAACAGGAAGUCAGUAGAUGUAGCCGGGCCUGGGCCGCUAACAUGCAAUGUAAUAUUGUUCUGGGAUGGUUUGGAGUUGUUGGGAACUCAGAUUCAGGCAUUUUUGUUUUUGUUUUUUGUCACUACCUUUGAAUGUAUCAUAGGACACCAAAAUCAAGGGCGAGUCAUGAGUCAAAUAGAGCACUAGAGAUGCUAUCGCUAUCUAAGCAUCUUUCUACCAAAUCCCUAUUUUGUGCC